ACUGGGGCCGGCGCCGGGCCAGGGAGCGGGGCUGCGGCGGACGCGGACCCAGCCCGGGGCGGGCGGCCGGCAUCUCGGAGCCUCACAGCCGUCCCAGCCUCGACCUUGGCGGACCACUGCCGCUUCCCAGUCGUUGCCCGCCGGGCGGGGCGGGCGUGAUGCGCCGCGGGACCCCUGCCCUGGCCUCGGGCCGCCGCCGCCGUCGCCGCUGAGAUUCCCCUCCUCCCCUUCUUCUCCCUCCCCGCUCCCCGAAAACGCCCGGGCGUCGCCGCAGCCAUGGAGAGCGGCCCGCACGCGGAGCCGGGUUCCGGCGCAUCCCCAGCUGUGUUAUCCAGGAUCCCCCCAGAGCCAAGACCUUCUCCAGAAGGCGACCCUUCUCCACCUCCACCACCACCACCGACGUCAACCCUGGUCCCUGACACUCCCCCAGAUACCCCUCCUGCAAUGAAGAAUGCCACUAGCCCUAAACCAGAGAGCCCUGCAGAGCAGGUUGAGCCCAGACCAGCCCUGCUGCAGGAAGAAUCCCCUUCCUCAGACUCAAAGAGCAGAGGACCCACCCCACCAGCCUCAGGCCCAAGGGAUGCCAGGCCUCCUCGAAGGAGCAGCCAGCCCUCGCCAACAUCAGUGCCAGCCUCUGACAGCCCUAAGCAAGAUGUCAAGAAGGCAGGAGAGAGACACAAGCUGGCAAAGGAGCGGCGAGAGGAACGGGCCAAGUACCUGGCGGCCAAGAAGGCAGUGUGGCUAGAAAAGGAGGAAAAAGCCAAGGUGCUACGAGAGAAACAGCUCCAGGAGCGCCGGCGGCGGCUGGAGGAACAACGGCUGAAAGCUGAACAACGCCGGGCAGCCCUGGAAGAGAGGCAGCGGCAGAAGCUCGAGAAAAACAAGGAGCGCUAUGAAGCAGCCAUCCAGCGGUCAGUGAAGAAGACAUGGGCUGAAAUCCGGCAGCAGCGCUGGUCCUGGGCAGGGGCCCUGCACCACAGCUCCCCAGGACGUAAGACUAGUGGGAACAGGUGCUCCGUGUCGGCAGUAAACCUGCCCAAACACGUGGACUCUAUAAUCAACAAGCGGCUCUCAAAGUCCUCUGCCACACUCUGGAACUCCCCCAGUAGAAAUCGCAGCCUGCAGCUGAGCGCGUGGGAGAGCAGCAUCGUGGACCGUCUGAUGACGCCCACCCUCUCCUUCCUGGCUCGGAGUCGCAGUGCGGUCACCCUGCCCCGAAAUGGCCGCGACCAGGGUAGGGGCGGCGGCCCUGGGAGACGCCCCAUCAGGGGCCGGGCAGGGGCCAGCCUCGGGCCUGGACCGCACCCCGACCGCACUCAUCCCUCUGCAGCCGUGCCCGUGUGCCCGCGCUCGGCCUCCGCCAGCCCCCUGACACCUUGCAGCGCCCCUCGAAGCAGCACGCACCGCUGCACCCCCGCCGGGGAGCGCGGGGAGCGGCGCAAGCCCGGCGCAGGCGGCAGCCCCGCUUUGGCUCGCCGCCGGCCGGAAGCCUCGCCGGUGCAGAAGAAAGAGAAGAAGGAUAAGGAGCGGGAAAACGAGAAGGAAAAAAGCGCCCUAGCCCGGGAGCGCAGCCUUAAGAAGCGCCAGUCCCUCCCUGCCUCUGUGCGCCUCUCCACAGGCGCCUCCUCCCAGCCCAGCCCUAAGUCGAAGGCCCGGACGUCCUCUCCCUCCACAUCCUGGCCUAGGCCUGCCUCUCCUUGCCUUAGCCCUGGGCCUGGCCACACUCUGCCUCCAAAACCACCCUCCCCCCGAGGCACCACUGCAUCACCCAAGCGGCGAGUUCGGAGGAAGGAGGAGGCAAAGGAGAGCCCCAGCCCAGCAGGGGCUCAGGACAAGAACCAGGACAAGGGCAGGGCCAGUGAUGAGAAGGAGCCCCCAGGCCCAGCCUCACCAGCACCCUCACCCGUGCCCUCACCCACCCCAGCCCAGCCCCAGAAGGAGCAGCCCAUUGCGGAGAUCCCUGCAGAGAUUCCUGUCCUGAUCUCAUCCCCAGCCCCUGCUCCACCGGUGACCCCUAGCAAACCCAUGGCCGGCACCACAGACAGAGAAGAGGCCACUCGUCUCCUUGCUGAAAAGCGGCGUCAGGCUCGGGAACAGCGGGAGCGGGAGGAACAGGAGAGGAGACUACAGGCUGAAAGGGACAAGCGAAUGCGGGAAGAGCAGCUGGCACGAGAGGCUGAGGCUCGGGCUGAACGUGAAGCCGAGGCCCGGAGGCGGGAGGAGCAGGAGGCCCGAGAGAAGGCACAGGCUGAGCAGGAAGAGCAGGAACGGCUGCAGAAGCAGAAAGAGGAAGCUGAAGCCCGGUCUCGGGAAGAAGCUGAGAGACAGCGUCUUGAGCGGGAAAAGCACUUCCAGCGGGAGGAGCAGGAGCGGCAGGAACGCAAAAAGCGUCUGGAGGAGAUAAUGAAGAGGACUCGGAAGUCGGAAGCUGCUGAAACCAAGCAGAAGCAGGACAGAAAGGAGGCAGCAGCUAACAAUUCCAGCCAAGACCCAGAGAAAGUUGUGGAGGCUAGGUCCUCAGGCCUGCACAAGGACACUAUGCAGAAAGAGGAGCUGGCCCCCCAGGAGCCACAGUGGAGCCUGCCAAGCAAGGAGCUGCCAGGAUCCCUGGUAAAUGGUCUGCAGCCUCUCCCAGCACACCAGGAGAACGGCUUCUCCCCUAAGGGACCUUCUGGGGACAAGAGUCUGGGCCGAACACCAGAGGCACUCCUGCCCUUUGCAGAGGCAGAAGCCUUUCUCAAGAAAGCUGUGGUGCAGCCUCCUCAGGUCACAGAAGUCCUUUAAGCAGUUGCCUUGGAUCCAGGUGCGGCUAUGAAGGCUCCUCUGCAUCGUCUACCUAGAUGUCUGCAGAAGAAAGAGACAGAGCAAAGAUGGAAGUGGCCUAGGCCCCUGGGGGUGGGUCCUCUCUGUUGUUUUUAAUCUGCACCUUAUAGACUGAUGUGUCUUUGGCUGGAGCCAGACCCUGCCCCUCAGUGCAUUCGUGUGCUCACACGCGCGGUCACCUCUCCCCCUACACACACAUACACUCACAGCCUUUCUGGCCUCCCCCUGGGGAAGGGCCACCUGUAGUAUUGCCUUGGUUUGGUGGGGUACAGUGGAUGUGAAUACUGUAAAUAGCUUGUGCUCAGACGCCUCAGCGUGGAGGGGGCGGGAGGCAGACCUUCCUCCCAAGGCUUCCUGGGGAGAUCUUCCUCCCUCUAUUUAACUGUAACUGAGGGGGAACUCAGGUCUGGGAAUGGGGGGCACCUUGGGCCACAGGAUACUGGUUGCUUCAGGGGUAACCAUGCCCCCUGCCCUCACCUGGAAUCAGUGUUAUUGCAUCUGAUCAAACUUCUCCAGAAAUAAAGUGAGAAUAAUUCUGCCAA
Molecule: messenger RNA, 3365 nt
Organism: Dipodomys spectabilis (banner-tailed kangaroo rat)
Lineage: Eukaryota; Metazoa; Chordata; Mammalia; Rodentia; Heteromyidae
Gene: Map7d1
Product: MAP7 domain containing 1
Exons: 17
Coding region: 277-2784 (835 amino acids)
Biological process (GO): microtubule cytoskeleton organization
Cellular component (GO): microtubule cytoskeleton
Source: RefSeq, a predicted model, not a curated record